GAGAGUUUGCGUCAACAGAUGACUCGUGGCAAUGCUCUACUCCUUGUCAUUGUCUUGGGGAUUGGAGCAAACUUUCAAAGUGGCUACCACGCAACUGCACUGAGUUCUCCCACUCCAUUCAUAAAGCACUUCAUCAACAGCAGCUGGUAUGAGAGAUAUGAAGAGACCCCCCCUUCAGAGAAGGUCAGAAUGAUCUGGUCUCUUAUUGUUUCCUCGUACCCUGUCGGUGGACUCUUUGGUUCUUGGAGUUUUAAAUUCAUAGCAGGAAACCUGGGAAGAAAAAAGGGAGUGAUCUGUGGCAGCUGCAUUUCAAUCAUUGCAGCCAUCAUCAUGCUGACAAGCAAAAUCUCCAAAUCUUUUGAAAUGAUCAUCAUUGCACGGCUUCUCUUUGGCUUUGGAGCAGGUUUGGGGUGUUGCCUCCAUCUGACAUAUCUAACAGAAAUUUCACCCAAGAACAUCAGAGGCAGAGUAACUCUAACAUACUCAAACUUCUUCUCACUUGGCAAAGUGAUCGGAGGGCUUUUAGGACUGAGUGAAAUCUUUGGCACUGAGGACCUGUGGAUCGUCGCUCUCACCUUCCCAGCAUGUUUCUUAGUGGCUCAUGUUGUGGUGUUUCCAUUUUUCCCCGAAUCGCCCAGAUAUUUGUUCAUAGAGAAAGGAGAUGAGGAAGCUUGCAGAAAAGCUCUGCAAAGUUUGUGGGGUCCAGGUGACUACAGACAGGAAAUGGACGAGAUGUUGGUUGAGCAGGCAGCCAUUGAAGCAGCUCACCCAAAAACCCCCCUGCAGCUGAUGAAGGACAGGACUGUCCGAUGGCAGCUGGUCACUGCAGUCUGCAUCUUCUUGUUCAACAAUCUGUCAGGCAUGUUCGUGAUCCACAACUUCUCCUUUGUCAUCUUCAUGGGGGCAGGUAUACCAGAGGACAAGAUACGCUACAUUUCCCUUGGUCUUCUCAUGUGUGAAGUUAUCGUUUCCAUGUCAACCAGUCUUCUUAUAGACCGUUUUGGGAGGCGGCCAUUGAUUUGUGGGGGUUUUGGUGCCAUGUGUUGUGGCUGGGUGUUGGUCACAGUUCUGCUCAAUCUGAAGGGUUCGAGUUCCUGGGUUUCAUAUGUUUCUGCUGCUUUGAUCAUCCUCAUCAUUGUGUUCCACUCUGGAGGACCUGGGGCGGCUACAAGCCCUCUCAUUGGUGAACUGUUUGUCCAGUCUGAUCGGCUGGCAGCGUUUGUCAUCAUAGGAAUGCUUGGUUGUCUGGGAAUGGCAGUCUUGGGCUUUGCCUUUCCAUUUCUGAUUAUCUAUCUGGGCUCCUACAGCUUUGUGCUGUUUGCCUGUGUAUGCCUGCUGGCUUCUCUUUACACCUUCUUCAUAGUGCCGGAGACUAAAGGAAAGACGAUGCUGGAGAUCGCAGAGGAGUUUAAAGCCAUCAGUCUGUGUAGGAGAUCAGCAAACAACCCCUGA
Messenger RNA from Salarias fasciatus (jewelled blenny), 1452 nucleotides. Its product is annotated as solute carrier family 2, facilitated glucose transporter member 5-like. The transcript is spliced from 12 exons. Bases 19 to 1452 code for a protein of 477 amino acids. Gene Ontology annotation, cellular component: plasma membrane. Gene Ontology annotation, biological process: dehydroascorbic acid transport. Lineage: Eukaryota; Metazoa; Chordata; Actinopteri; Blenniiformes; Blenniidae. Gene Ontology annotation, molecular function: D-glucose transmembrane transporter activity. The record is from RefSeq and is a predicted model, not a curated record.